Molecule: messenger RNA, 360 nt
Organism: Strongyloides ratti
Lineage: Eukaryota; Metazoa; Nematoda; Chromadorea; Rhabditida; Strongyloididae
Exons: 1
Coding region: 1-360 (119 amino acids)
Source: RefSeq, a predicted model, not a curated record
AUGGAAAUUCAGCAUCAGCUUCAUUACCCGCUUUAUUCAAACCUCCUGGCAACAGGACAAUAUUCUCAUUACACAAAUAAUCAAAUCGAGAAUUCUACUAUAUAUUCAGACAUCUUAACAAAUCCUGUCACGAUGGUUGGCACAGGAAAUUUGCCUUCUUUAUCAGUUAAUAGUAAUCAAGAAUUUUCAAAUCAUCCUAUUCAUACACCAUUAUCAAAUGAAAAUUUUUUUAAUACCUCAUCAAUAUCUCUUGCAAAUGGUGGAGAAAAUAUAUCAUCAACCUUGUUUUCUACUGAAACGUAUCAGCCUUUGGCUAAAAUUGAUAAUUCUAAUAUUUCUUUAUUAAAUGUAAGUUAUUGA